CCUCAACUCUUCAUUCUCUUCAUUCUCCUCAUUCUCCUCAUUCUCCUCAUUCUCCUCAUUCCUCUCCUCUCUUUGAUCACGAUCUUGAAAAAAAAAAGAAGCGUACCCGUAAAGAAUGGCAUCCCAACUACACGUCCUGAUUGUCGGAGCUGGUGUGGGCGGAUUAAUGCUCGCGGUGCUCCUGGAACAGGCCCACAUUUCAUACGAAAUCUUUGAGAAGGCGAAAGAAUUGAAGCCAUUAGGCUCUGCAUUAUCUCUCCAUAACAGCCUGAUGGUCAUAUUCGAGCAACUGGACAUGUAUCAAGACAUUCUCGGUAUCAGCAAGCCCUUUGGAGCCCUGCACUUUCUCAAGGAGGAUAUGUCUGUGACUGGAAGUCUUCUGGCACGGCGGCCAGGUGUGGACUGUGCAGAACACUACGGGGACUACAACCGUGUCGUCGGACGCCCGGAUCUGAUCAGCCUACUCCUUAAAAGGGUCCCACCCCAUAAGCUCCACUACAACAAGCGUGUCCUGACAACAAAGCAGGACGAAAACGAGGUCAUUCUGCAGUGCUCAGACAGCACCAGCUACGCGGGCAGUAUUCUCGUCGGCGCUGAUGGUGCCUACAGCAGUGUCCGGCAGAAUCUUUACAAGAAGCUCGCCAUGGUCGGAGCCUUACCCAAGGAUGAUGCGAAGCCCCUCGGCUAUUCCUAUGACUGCGUGGUUGGCAUUUCUGAUCGUUUGGAUCCCAAUAUAUAUCCCGUAGUCCUAGAAGAGUACUGCGAAUUCCAGGCGGUCCUCGCUAACGACAGUCCAUAUACGUGGUGGUUCAUGCCUUUGGUAGGCAAUAAGAUCUCGUGGAUGGUUACUCAUGACGUGCGGAAGCAUGGCACGGAUGAGGACAGAAACUUCAGAUUCUCAGAAUGGAGUCCAAUUGCAGCUAUGGAGAUGUGUCAACAGGUGCGCCACCUGCCUUGCCCAUACGGCGGUACAGUCGGGGACAUCAUCGACCACACAUCCGCCGACUUGAUAUCAAAAGUCAUGCUGGAAGAUAAAUUUUUUUCAACUUGGUACUCGGGUCGAACAGUUCUUCUUGGCGAUGCAUGUCAUAAGAUGGUGCCAUUCGGAGGACAGGGAGCGAACAUGGCAAUUUUAGGAGCACUUCACCUCACGAACCUGCUUUAUGACAUGUAUUCGGUCUCGCAGGAUGAGAUCACGCAAGUGUUCAGAAAAUACUAUGACAUGCGAUGGAAGCCCGCCAAGACUUCAGUGGAUGGGUCCAAAAAGACUGGGAUACUACUUCACAAGAAGGGAGUUGUGGCGGACUCUGUACGGUUUAUGUUCUUGAACUGGAUUCCAAAUUGGGCAAUCAAACUGGGAGGCGACAAAUUAAACGCACGGCGGGACCAAAUCAGCUUCUUACCCUAUGUUAAGUUACGCGGAUCAUAUUCCGGCAGUCAAGUAAACCCACCAUCGCGGAGGAUUGUCCACAAAGCAUACAACGCACGUGCCGUUUGAAUUCUUGAAGAGUUGGACUUUAGGACUUUUACCGGCGUGGCGGACCAGGGCUUAAAGCUACGAUAAAAUCGAUAUAUCCUUAUAUAAUAAGCAUUGGCAUCGACGGAAGCAGGGCUCAUUGCUGGGUCUUGAAUAAAAAUACGAAAACUAGUCUUCUCUAUUGAUACAUUCUCACAGGGACGUAUAACGUUGUAGUCAGCCAGAGAGGACACGGACGGAAUAGAUGGUUAUUUUGUUUGCUGCAAGGUGCAGGCUAGGAGCAUUCCUCUGCUAAUUAUACUUAUCAAGGGUCAAAGUACGCAAAGGGAGGAUGGAUCAGCGGAUUUGAGAGGGCUCAGUACUGAGAAAGAAUGCACGCCUAUGAGAGCCUUGUGAAGCCAUCAGCAAAGUAAACAGUGCGUGGGCCGGUCGUUGUUCCUCCGUUCACAUAUAUCCAUUCUAGACGACCUAUUCUCA
Molecule: messenger RNA, 1954 nt
Organism: Gamsiella multidivaricata
Lineage: Eukaryota; Fungi; Mortierellomycota; Mortierellomycetes; Mortierellales; Mortierellaceae
Exons: 8
Coding region: 116-1498 (460 amino acids)
Molecular function (GO): FAD binding
Source: RefSeq, a predicted model, not a curated record